AGAGAGAUAAGCGACGACAAAUACAGUGUUAUCGGUCGGUAUCUUAUCUUAAUCCACUUACUUUUUGCAUUUGAAUGUCGAUGAAAGAAGAUGCCUUUUUACUUUCCAAAGAAAACGGCAGACACUAUUGUUAAUUUGUUUUGUCUUAUCCUCAUCGCAAUCGUUUGGGGACACGUCAUUUACACGGGACGAGUUCUCAAUAAGCGCUUCGCCUCGGGAAAAUUGACGGUUCAGGAAGUCGAGCUCUAAUACGGAUUAAUAAAAUUUUCAAUAAGCAUGGCUGACAAUUAUCUUGCACAAAUUCAGGACCGUUUCCGUUCUAUUCAUAGCUUAGUGAUUGAUGUUGCAGAUGUGCACACCAAAAAUGGCAACGGUAUCACAGCUGUUACUAAAAUUCACGAGAAAGCUCGACGCGAUGACAAAAUUACUGUUGCAAAUAAACAAAAAUUAAAAAAUCUGUAUGCCACAACCAUUUCUGAAGCCGAGGGUGAGGAACAACUCAUCAGAAAAGCAUUGGAAAAAGUAUAUGAAAUUCGCUCCAUCAAGAAUGAUAGACGCAUUCAAGCGAAAUCCUCCGGAAAUAAGGAAACGAUCAGAAGAGGAGCAUUAAUGAAAGCUUUGCAAACAUCAGCACAAACUUUACCCUUAUGGAUUGGCAAGCCUGGCGAAAAACCUCCCCCAUUAUGUGGAAGCAUAGCACCGGAUGCUAACUACGUUUCUAAAUUUGGUGACAUGGUUGCCGCUCUACAGCGCAGUCCGGAAGGCGACGAAAACUGGAUUCUCGCCGAAGUUGUCAGUUAUAAUGGAUCCACACAGAAAUAUGAGGUCGAUGAUAUCGACGAAGAGCAGAAAGAGAGAUUAGCCCUGAGCAAGAGACGCGUCACGCCGUUGCCCUUGAUGAGAGCCAAUCCUGAAACGGAUCCCGAUGCUUUAUACCCGAAAGAUACGAUUGUCAUGGCGUUAUAUCCUCAAACAACUUGUUUCUACAAAGCCGUGGUCAACGUUCCCCCUCUGUUUCACAAUGACGAGUAUGAAGUGUUGUUUGAAGAUUCGAGCUAUUCCGAAGGAUUCUCACCCCCUUUGAAAGUAGCUCAAAGAUAUGUUAUUGCCAUCAGGGACAAGAAAACUAUCAAAUAGAAAAAAUACAAUUUUAUACACAUAUUUCAAAUUACUAUUUUUAGCUGUUUUAUCUGUACCACGACAUGCAUAAAUACUGAGGAGAGAGGAUAUUAUCCUUGUAGCAGAAUGUAAAAGUAGAUAGAAUUUAUAUCGGGCAACUACACCCACCUGUGUAAUGUUGUUAGUUUUAUACCGUUUUAUGAAAAUCAUUAAAAGAAGCCUUCGACAAACAAAAAUACAUA
Folsomia candida is the source of this 1361-nucleotide messenger RNA. RefSeq names its product SAGA-associated factor 29 (gene Sgf29). The transcript is spliced from 6 exons. The record is from RefSeq and is a predicted model, not a curated record. Gene Ontology annotation, cellular component: SAGA complex. Lineage: Eukaryota; Metazoa; Arthropoda; Collembola; Entomobryomorpha; Isotomidae. Bases 277 to 1137 code for a protein of 286 amino acids.